CAGGAAACGCCACCCCGGUGGCCACCUCCGUCCCUCAGAUCGCCUCGGGCCACUCGGCCGAGAUCUGCAACGUGUCCUUCGAGGAGAGCAGAGUGACCCUGGUGGCGGUGUACAGCGUGGUGUGCGCGCUGGGGCUGCCGGCCAACUGCGUGACCGCGUGGCUCACCCUGCUGCAGGCGCUGCAAGGCAACGUGCUGGCCGUGUACCUGCUGUGCCUGGCGCUCUGCGAGCUGCUCUACGCCAGCACGCUGCCACUCUGGGUGGUCUACAUCCAGAACCAGCACCGCUGGACGCUGGGCCUGCCGGCCUGCAGGGUGACCGCCUACAUCUUCUUCUGCAACAUCUACGUCAGCAUCCUCUUCCUGUGCUGCAUCUCCUGCGAGCGCUUCGUGGCCGUGGUGUACGCGCUGGAGAGCCGCGGCCGCCGGCACCAGAGGACGGCCGUGCUCGUGUCCCUGUGCGUCUUCCUGCUGGUCGGGCUCCUGCACUACCCCGUGUUCCAGAUGGAGGAGGAGGAGGCCGGCACCUGCUUUGAGCAGCUGUGCAUGAGCAGCCGCAUCGCCGCCUUCCACUACGCGCGCUUCGCCGCGGGCUUCGCCGGGCCCCUCGUGGUCAUCGUGUUCACCAACCACCGCAUCCUGAGGAGCGUCCGGCUGAGCGCGGGCCUCAGCGCCGCCCAGAAGGCCAAGGUGCGGCACUCGGCCGUGGCCGUGGUGCUCAUCUUCCUGGUCUGCUUCGCGCCCUACCACCUGGUGCUGCUGCUCAAGGCCGCCGCCUUCUCCUACUACCGCGGGGACGAGGCGGCCGUGUGCGCCUUCGAGGCCAGCCUGUACACGGCCUCCGUGGUGUUCCUGUGCCUGUGCACGGUGAACAGCGUGGCCGACCCCAUCAUCUACGUGCUGGCCACGGAGCACUCUCGGCAGGAAGUGUCCAGAAUCCGCCGGGGCUGGAAGAAGUGGUCGGCAAAGGUGGACGCCACGAAGCUCAGCAGCUCCCCGGAUUCGGAGGAGCUGCGCUUGCCCGCCAAGGACUUCCUGCGGCCCGGGCCCCCGCCAGGGUCAGAGCCGGGCCCCGGGGGCCUCCCACACACCCUGCAGAGGCUGGUGGAGGGGUCCGGCUGA
Messenger RNA from Oryctolagus cuniculus (rabbit), 1121 nucleotides. The record is from RefSeq and is a predicted model, not a curated record. NCBI's taxonomy places the organism in Eukaryota, Metazoa, Chordata, Mammalia, Lagomorpha, Leporidae.